CGUCGGAUUCGGAAAGUAAACAUGAGGAAGGAGGAGCAGUUGUGAGUCGUUUUCACUGUCACACAUUGAAUUUCGCAGUUUUCGCAGUCGUAGGGCCGAGUUUCGUCGCGUUCGCCAACAGUCCGUGCCAUGUCAUCGGCCAUCGUGCCGACUUAAGCCGAAUUCGCCCGCCGGAGCGCCGUGAUGCCUUAAACUCGGCCACAUAUGGAGUCCCUCAGGAAGUGGUUUUACAAGCCCAAGAAGGAUGACACUUCCUUACUGGCGCGUUUUUUCUAUGCCGACGAAGCUCUGAACCUGGUGGCCGCCGAGCUGGACAGCUUCGACGGCCGCAAAGACCCUGAGCGAUGCACCCUGCUGGUGACCCACUUACGGCAGUGCCAGGACAAAGUGCUCAACAUCUGCAACCGCAUCAUGGAGCAGCUCAUUCCUGACGAGAGGGCCAACCGGGACUUCCGGGUCAAGUUCCCGGACGACGUCAUGCAGGAAAACCUGGCCGGACAGCUCUGGUUCGGAGCUGAGUGCCUUGCUGCUGGCUCGAGCAUAAUGAACCGAGAGCACGAAAGCGCCGCCAUGCGCCCUCUGGCCAAAGCCCUGACCAAGUCCCUCGAAAACGUCCGAAACAUGCUUCGGGAGCAGUGCUUCAGAUCACCACCUGAGUUCGGGGAACGCCUGAUUGAGGCAUUGAAAAUCUUUGAUAGGCUGUUUGCCGAGUUUGAACUGUGUUAUGUGAGUGCGAUGGUGCCUGUCAAGUCGAGGGACGAGUACGAGUUGCAGCAAAACGUGAUUGUUCUCUUCUCCGAAACUCUGCAGAGAGCCUUGAGAAUGAAGCUUCUCAGCCAAGACAAAGUGGAUGACUGUGAUCCUGCACUGAUGUUCACCAUUCCAAGACUGGCGAUCGUCAGUGGCCUUCUUGUUUUCCCUGACGGACCUCUGUGUCUCGACAAAUCACCAGCCGAUAUUUCAGAAAUGUUCCGUCCCUUUCAGACUUUACUUCAUAAAAUUAGAGAGCUGUUAUGGACUUUGAGCAAGCUGGAGUUGUUCAAGUUGGAGAAAAUGUUGUGUUCAUUAGAGGAGCCCUCCGACUAUAGACCCAACAAUGAAGAGGACUCGUCUCCGUCGUGUCCAGUUCCUGACCUCGAUGAUUAUGUCACUCGUUUUUACAACGACCAUCCCAGUUGCAAACUGCUCAUUGCCGAGCUUUACUCUCAGAAAGAGGAACCCGCAGCGCCGGAAGAACAAGAGUGGAAUGAUGAGGUGUCUGAGUCGGAAACUGUUGUUAACACAAGCGAAGAAGACAAAGAGGAGGAAGAAACAGCCAAGGAAGCUAUGCAGCAAGUACAACAGAGCUUAGCAACAUUCCUAGGAUCAGAAACAAGCGAUUCAGGAAUAGCCAGUCUAGACAGGACACCAGACGAUGCCAUCGUAGCCACUACCUCGGCAACAACAGCCACCACUCAAUCGGGUUGGGCAGAUCGACCACAAGGAAUUGUUGUGACCCCUGCUGAAAGGUUUAACUAUACCGGGAACUGGAACAACAUGAUCCAAAAUCAGCGGCAGCUCAUUAAAGGAAAGAGAAAAACGUCACCCAGGGGAAGUAGAAAGUCGCCUCGUAGAGAAAAUAUGAGUAGAAAUCAUACCAAUUCCAGUGGCAUGGUUCUUGAAGUUCCAAAGAGUCAACUGUGCAGGGAUGUGUCUGGAAGUUGUGGGUCAAGUUGUAGCUGUUCAAGCUGCAGUAGUGAAACCUCCGAGUUCAAUUCGGAGUGCCAAGACGACGAGGAAAUUGCCCUGGCCAUGCAAGCAGCUGAAAUUGCGCACAGAAACAAAACAAGAGCCAAGUUCCGAUCAAGUGAUGACUUGGUGCACCGACUGUUUGUCUGCGUGGCCGGGGUGGCCGACCAGUUGCAGACCAAUUUUGCCGGUGAUUUGAGGAACAUCCUGAAGUGUGUCUUCCUGAUGAAUGCCUCUGAGCAGUCGGAGGAAGAGGAGGAUGAUGUUUUGAAGGAGACAGAAAACGAGAACUGUGAUCAUGUCAUCAAUGAUGAUGACAAUACCAAUGUAGAGAAUGCCGAAGAGGCGAUGCAGAGUUUAGAAGCUAUAGAGGCUAGCCCACCUGAGGGUGUUGGUUCCACCUUCGAGUCCCCACCGCCGUGGGUGCCUGAUCACAUGGCGCCAAGAUGCAUGACAUGUGAGGCCCUGUUCACAGUGGUCAGGCGGAGACACCAUUGCAGACACUGCGGCAAGGUUGUUUGUGCCCGCUGCAGUCCUAACUCGGUUCCGCUCCCACGCUACGGUCAGAUGCGACCAGUUCGAGUGUGCAAUCGCUGCUUCAUGUACCAAGUGACUCCAUUCACCAUGGACGACAUACCAACGAUUCAAACUGCGACCACCUCCUAGCUAGUGAUUUUAUUUUUUACCGAUUAGCGUUUGUCAGUAUUGUGGAGAGACGUGUUUUGUUAUACUUUUAAAUCCGUUUAAGAUAAGAAUAUAAUAUACUGUCACACAAAGAUGAAAACAUACACACAGUUCCUUUUCAACUUAAGUUUUUAAACUGAGAGACGUUUCAAUAAUCUUAAAACGACGCAUACUUACGUAAAUUGACUAUAAAUAUAUUGAAGUGUUAUAAUGCUGUGUGGAAAACGUGGAUGAGGAAACUGAUUGUCUUCCCUUGCUAGAAUUGCAUAAAUUUGCUUUUAUUUUUGAACUACUUCAUUUGAUUUGAAAUUUGAACUUAAGGUUUUGAAAGCUGGAUGGUUUAUUGAGAUAAAAGUGAUCAAAACUAAUGAUAUUUGGUUUUGAAAAUAAAACAAGAAACAAGAAUUAAAUUUAAUCCUGUGUUUGCAGGGGUUGAAAAUAAAAAUAUAAAAAAUAUGA
Neocloeon triangulifer is the source of this 2871-nucleotide messenger RNA. Its product is annotated as lateral signaling target protein 2 homolog. Gene Ontology annotation, molecular function: metal ion binding. The transcript has 10 exons. The record is from RefSeq and is a predicted model, not a curated record. Lineage: Eukaryota; Metazoa; Arthropoda; Insecta; Ephemeroptera; Baetidae. Bases 205 to 2394 code for a protein of 729 amino acids. Gene Ontology annotation, cellular component: early endosome membrane.